Guyanagaster necrorhizus is the source of this 2500-nucleotide messenger RNA. RefSeq lists its product as uncharacterized. The record is from RefSeq and is a predicted model, not a curated record. Lineage: Eukaryota; Fungi; Basidiomycota; Agaricomycetes; Agaricales; Physalacriaceae. The transcript is spliced from 9 exons. Bases 88 to 2334 code for a protein of 748 amino acids.
AGUGUGUUCAACUCGGACGAUCACCGCAUGUUGGGAAGGUGGGAAGUCUUGUUGCCCCAGGACGACAACCACUGAAUAUCGAAUCCCAUGCCUUACGACGAGAGUGACAGUGACAAGUUUCAUAUCAUCGAAGAUGUGGAGCUGAAAUGGAUCUUGUUCACGGAUGUUACCCGCGUUUACUUGAUGCUCACAACCGGUGAUAAAUUCGUCUAUAAGACCGACACUGUUAGAUUUCUCUCCCCCCCUUCGGGGUCAAAAGCAAGCUGGUCCCCCAGGAUGCCGCUAGGUCCACUCAGUCCAUCGACAAUGGUUGUCUUGAAGCUCUACACUCCUCGUAAAUUUCCGCUGCUGUUCCAUAGGCUUCUUGGUAGCGCAGAGAUACCAAUUACCGAGAUAUUCGAUGAGAACAGAGACGAUGAACCGCUCUUGCUCUUCGGUCCGACCUCAGUGCGCCCAAUGCCGACAGUAUCGCUAAAAAUAGCUUACUCGUCAGAUCAAGAAAAGGUCGCAAAACUGAUUGUUAAAGACGCUAAGAAGCCCAAAGAGCGCGUUAAUAGACAUAGCGCUCUUCUUAAUGGUGUGAGUGCUGUCAAAAAGAUGAUAGACAUACUAACAGAGGCUCACCCUGCCGCAAAGGUGGCUUGGAGUAUCAUUUCUAUGGGGAUCGAUAUAUUGAGAUAUCAGAUUGAUAUGGACCAGCUCGUUGUCGAUCUCCAUGCGAUUAUGCUACAGGCUUAUGAACAGGCCAGUAACAAUGAAGUCCUACUCCAUAUCAACAAUCUCCGCCCAAUCUACAACGCGCUCUUUGAGCAGACAAUUCAAUGCGCUAAGUUCAUCGAAAGCUAUGCCAAGAAAAGUUUCACAGGGCGAAUAAUCAACAGAAAUAUAUCAGGCGACAUCAAAAGAAUACAACAGAAAUUCGACGACCUUAUCAAGGAACUCCAUCUAGAAAUCUCAAAGGAAGCCUUCGUCGCCGAAUUGGCUGAACAUAAACAUCAGCAAAUCAAGACAACUCUUCGCAUGCUGGAACCGCCCAUGGCAGUAAAAUUUGGUCCGAAGUCGACAUGCUUACAAGGCACGCGUCUGCGAGUCAUCGAGGAAGUAAUGACUUGGAUCGAGAGAUGCGAUGGGGGCACACUCUGGUGCAAAGGCAUGGCUGGAACGGGCAAGAGUUCCCUUAUGGGUACCUUAUACGAACAGCUUGUGAUCCGUUCUGGCAGUCGCAGUCGCCUUGGUGCCUUCAUUCGCUGCGACGGAAAAGAGUUCGCAAACGCAUCCAAGCUCAUAACCACCAUCGCAUACUCGCUUUGUAUAUUUGAUGAUGAUGUCGCGAGCGCUAUUUCCCAUGCUGUUCAAAAGUUCCGUUGGGUUUCAGCGGCGGUCCCACCAUCAUCUAUACGAAAUCAGUUCCGAGUCCUUCUUCAGGAGCCAUUGGGAUCGGUCUCCGAUGCAUUGAAAGAGCAUCCCGUAGUGGUUAUCAUAGAUGCCUUGGACGAAUGUUCGGAGAUUUCGAGAGAUAUGCUUGGAAUUCUAGCGGAGGGCUUUGGGUCCAUGCUGCCCUUUAUGCGGCUCAUUGUAUCGAGCCGGCCUAUCGAAAGCAUCACUCGAGUAUUUCAGACACAAAAGACUAUGGCCGUGAUUACCUUGGACACCUCGUCAGAGGACGUGAUUCGAGAUAUACGACUCUACGUUGACGUCCAACUUAACGCUAUAUACAAGGAUCCACUGCUGAAAAAUGAUGCUGGGGCAUUCCAGAACAUAUGCGAAUCACAAAGUGCUGUGGAAUUGCUCAGUGAAAGAGCGAACGGCUUGUUUAUAUGGGCUGUCACUGUUUGCAGUUUCCUGGCCGAAUUUCCCUGUGAAUCUCGACUUCGAGGACUCUUGAAUGCUGAAACCUCCCAGAUCACAUUGUAUUCCUUGACAGCUUUGUAUCGGACAGCUCUUCGCGUCAUGGUUUCAGAUAAACUUGAGAAGGAUAAGGACAUCAGAUGCUGCAUUCGUGGUGUGCUAGGGGCUCUUGUAGUUGUGCCUGGUCAAAUCACCAUUCAGAUGCUGGACGAUUUGGUUUUCUUGCCCGGAGAUCCUUCCGCAGAGGUGGUGUUAGCCAAGUUGGGGAGUAUUAUUCGUGUUUCUCCCCAGGGGAAGCUUCAAGUUAUUCAUCAGUCUCUCUACGAUUUUCUAACAGACGAGACACAGUGCGGAGAAGAGUGGCGUAUUGAUGUGGAGGAGCAGAGAAGAAAGCUUUUGCAUGCGAUCAAGAACUUGCCAAAUACCUCGCAAGGAGGAAGCGACUAUGCGCGGCUUCAUCGCGAACUAUCACAGGGGACUUUUUAAGAUGAUCCUUGAAGGGAUGGAUGCAAGAUUUCAGGCAGACAGUCGGCCCGUUGCCUAAACCGACCAUCAUCGGAUGUACGAGAAGUAUUAUGUCUACAAUAGAAUCACCACAUUUUCUUCCAUCCUCUGCUGUGCUCUUUGCUUGUUCGAAUAUGAAACAUGCACA